Messenger RNA from Diplodia corticola, 699 nucleotides. RefSeq names its product glutathione s-transferase. The record is from RefSeq and is a predicted model, not a curated record. Lineage: Eukaryota; Fungi; Ascomycota; Dothideomycetes; Botryosphaeriales; Botryosphaeriaceae. The transcript has 2 exons. Bases 1 to 699 code for a protein of 232 amino acids.
AUGCCUCUCGUCGUCCACCACCUUCAGCGCUCCCAGUCGGACCGUGUCGUCUGGCUGUGCGAGGAGCUCGGCGUGCCCUACGAGCUCAAGAUCUACCAGCGCGAUCGCAAGACUCUGCUGGCGCCACCAGAAUUGAAGGCCCUCCACCCGGCCGAGACGGCGCCCAUCUUCGAGGAUGGCGAGCUGAAGAUGUCCGAAUCCAGCGCCAUCAUGGAGUACAUCAUGACCAAGCACGGCAACGGCCGCUUCAAGGUGCCGCCGAGCGCGCCCAACUACGCCGACUACGUCUACUGGUUCCAAUGGUCCGUCGGCACGCUGCAGCCCAGCAUCCAGACGCCCAUGACCCUGCAGCUGGCCGGCCUCACCGAUAGCUCGAUCCCCAUCGUACAGGCCAUGCAGGCCCGCGUCGCCAGGACCCUGAAGUGGAUGGACAGCCGCCUGAAGGAGAAGCCGUACCUGGCAGGCGACGACUUCACCGCCGCCGACAUCUACGCCGCCUUCACCGUCUCGACCAUGCGCCUGUUCUGCCCCUUCCCUCUGACUGGUUACGACGGCAUCCUGCAGUGGCUCCAGCGCUUGGCCGAGCGGCCGGCCUACAAGGCCACCAUCGAGAAGGCCGAGAAGGGCGAGGACCGCGGAGUGGUACCGACCAUCAUGGCCGAGGCGCCGACGGCAAUGUGGGCGUUUAUCGAGAAAUAG